Photinus pyralis (common eastern firefly) is the source of this 1517-nucleotide messenger RNA. RefSeq names its product GDP-fucose protein O-fucosyltransferase 2. Gene Ontology annotation, biological process: protein O-linked glycosylation via fucose. Bases 155 to 1432 code for a protein of 425 amino acids. The transcript is spliced from 6 exons. The record is from RefSeq and is a predicted model, not a curated record. Gene Ontology annotation, molecular function: peptide-O-fucosyltransferase activity. NCBI's taxonomy places the organism in Eukaryota, Metazoa, Arthropoda, Insecta, Coleoptera, Lampyridae.
ACAAUCUUAGUUCACCAAAGAUGUUUUUUAUAAAAAUUAAAGAACAAAUUUUCAUUUAAAGAGAAACCAGAAGCUACUGGAUUAUUGUGUGAUCGGGUGUAUACUGAGCUUUAGCUUCAACUUUGUUAUCUACUCUGAUGGAACCACAAUCUAGAUGCAAAGCUGUGGUUCCAUCACAGUCUAUGUUGUUACAAUUUCAAACAUGCAAAGUGAAUUGUUUAAAUAUGUAUUGUUUACAUUGUGCUUUAAAACAAUUCUGAUGAAUGACGUUUGUGAGAUGAAUACUAACCGCUGUGAACCUGUAAAAUAUAGAUAUGUCUUCUACGAUAUUAAUCCUCCAGAAGGUUUCAACCUGAGAAGAGAUGUUUACAUGCGUUUCGCUAUAUUUGUGCACAAACUUAAACAGACCAAUCUUUCGAAUUUCAAGCUUGUUUUACCCCCUUGGAUAAGACUCUACCAUUGGAACAAGCAAGAAUCCGUUCAAAUACCGUGGUCCCACUUCUUCGAUUUGAACAGUUUAAAACAAUUCGCUCCAGUUAUAGAAAUGUAUGAUUUUUUUAACGAAAUUAACGUCAAAUACUCGAAAAUAAAAAUCGAUCAAGUGUACAUACUGCAACACUAUAAAGAAAUGUUCGACACAGGGAAAUUUGAGGACAAAAUGCAAAUAGAAAAAUGUGCAACAAAACCGAAAACCAAUUUUUACUUUUAUAACAACAUCACGUCUGACAGUAUUAAAUGUCUAUCGUUUCAUGGACAAGCAAGUCACUUAAAAAAAGUGCUCGAGGAAUCAAACGCUCAGACAAUUCUGUUUGAUCAUGCUGAAGUUGCACUUCACGAUCAUUUCGGAAAUGAUAUCUAUUGGAAAGCGAGACGAAGUAUGAGAUUCAACAAGGAAUUGAAGAAAUUGGCGGCAGAUUUCAGGCAGAAAUAUUUAAAUUCGUCCGACCAGGCAGAUGGGACCAUGUUACCUGAGGACUGGCAAAAGGAGACUGGAAAAAGAGCAGCUAAAGGUGGUCCUUAUUUGAGUGUACAUUUAAGACGUAGGGAUUUUGCUUUGGGGCGACCAAAUGAUGUGCCAAGUAUCCACGAAGCUGCAUCACAAAUAACGAAAUUAUUACAGCAACUUAGCUUGCGCAUUGUAUUUAUUGCCACAGACUCAACAAUUCAAGAAUACACAAAAUUGGAAGGGCUGCUCUCCACUUAUAAGGUCUAUCGAUUCCUUCCAGUUGAACCGUUAACUGAUGGUGCAGUUGCGGUGAUAGAUCAAAUUAUUUGUUCGCAUGCACAAUUUUUUGUAGGAACACAUGAAAGUACAUUUACGUUUCGUAUACAAGAAGAACGCGAAAUCAUGGGAUUCCCUGAGCAUACAACUUUCAACAGACUAUGUGGAAAUAGAUGUGAGAAACCUUCAGUGUGGAAAAUAGUUUAUUGAACAAAAUAUGACCUUUAUGAAUAGUAUUAUUUAUCAGUACGUUUUGGUAUUAAAUCUUCCUCAUGUUGGAUUUGUUGAGUUUUAA